AUGGAGGAGUCUGAAAAGCCCAAACCAAUCCCGGCAUAUUACUGUUGUUAUCUCCUCCGGUCGACCGUUCGACACGCCUCACUGUACAUCGGCUCGACGCCAAACCCGAUCAGACGACUCCCUCAGCACAACGGUGUCGCCAAAGGUGGGGCCAAGCGAACCGCCAGAGAUAAAUUACGCCCCUGGGAAAUGACCCUUGUCGUAGAGGGUUUCACGAGCAGAGUCGGCGCUUUGCAAUUCGAAUGGGCUUGGCAACACCCGGAAAGGUCGCGGCACCUUGAUUCCGAAGAUGAUUUAGACCCUAAGCCCCGGGGUAAGGCCAAUGCCAAUGCGAAGACGGGAAAGCCAAAGCCGAAACCCAGGGCGCGGACCAGGAGAUCACUAAUGGCGCAUUUGGAGGAUUUGCAUUCCCUGCUUCGCUCGACUUAUUUCUCCCCUUGGCCGUUACGAGUCCGUUUCUUUUGUGUCGAUGUUUAUCGUGUAUGGCGAGCCUGGAAUGAUCGCGUUGAUGGUCGCUUGCCCGGCAACAUCAAGGUUAUUCAAGAUGGAGACAACCUUGCAACGCCGCCCGAUGCCAAGCAAGACGAUGAGCUCGCACCCGUUGGAAGCAUUAACAAUAUAUCAGUUGACUACACCAGGAUUGAAGAUCAUCUCGAAAAGUCAAUGUUCAUGCUGGAAGAUCCAGAUGAUCUGCAGUGCACGGUCUGUAAAAAGCCGAUCUCUCCAGACGAAGAACAAAUAGUAGUGUGUCCACAUCCGAAUUGCCGCGGCACGAGUCAUUUAUUAUGUCUAUCUACCGCAUUCCUUGAUGCGACCAACGAACCAGACCUCCUAGUGCCCACCCAAGGGACCUGCUCGUCAUGUGGAAACACUGUACAGUGGGUGGCAAUGAUGCGUGAGCUAAGCUUCCGCAACAGAGCAGAGAAAGAAGCACGCGCAAUUAUCAGAAAGAAAGAGAAACGAGUUCGCAAAGAGUCCGCCGCGGUGGAGGCAUCUUCAGGACCUCGGUCGUCUUCUAUUGAACCAAGGUCACUGCCAGAAGAACCGACCCAAGACGAUCUAGGGCCAAAUUGGUUCGAGGAAGUCGAUAUAGAAUCUGACUCUGAUUUUGAGGGCCGACAGAAGCACCGCCCGACUCGACCUCCAUCAAAGCUUGAGAUCGUGAUUGAAGACAGCGACUGGGAUGACGCAGAACUCGUUGAAUGA
Molecule: messenger RNA, 1206 nt
Organism: Penicillium samsonianum
Lineage: Eukaryota; Fungi; Ascomycota; Eurotiomycetes; Eurotiales; Aspergillaceae
Product: structure-specific endonuclease subunit SLX1
Exons: 2
Coding region: 1-1206 (401 amino acids)
Biological process (GO): double-strand break repair via homologous recombination
Cellular component (GO): Slx1-Slx4 complex
Molecular function (GO): crossover junction DNA endonuclease activity; 5'-flap endonuclease activity
Source: RefSeq, a predicted model, not a curated record